This is a messenger RNA of Trypanosoma theileri, 1545 nucleotides long. RefSeq lists its product as uncharacterized. The transcript has a single exon. Bases 1 to 1545 code for a protein of 514 amino acids. The record is from RefSeq and is a predicted model, not a curated record. NCBI's taxonomy places the organism in Eukaryota, Euglenozoa, Kinetoplastea, Trypanosomatida, Trypanosomatidae.
AUGCUGACGGAUGCAGCGAUGGCGCAGGCAAGUCACCUAAGCCCAGUGGAUCUCUGCUCUCUUCUCGUGCGGGAUGUAAAGCAUUCGGUAUUAGGAAGAAGGGAAAUGGGAAUACGUUUCGGAACUACAUCACACGGGUUUACCCGAAUCCAACCAAGUACAAAGUAUCAUUGCCUUCAUUGGUCGUGCCCUGAUAUUAUGCAACCACCAGCGAUGUGCUUCCCUGUUGUAGGGGAUCAUCUUUCCAUGGAGAUGAUAGGUGACCUACUUCGUCUAGUGAAUAAGAGUGGUAGUGUUUCUUUUUUUCUCCCAAAGAAAGGGAAUCAUCGUUUUCUUGGACUCUUACGUCUUAUUCGAGGUAGUGAUGGCGUAUUUACGAUAAAUACUACUAAAGCUCAGGAAUCAUGGUCAUUUCAGACGCAAUUUAUAACAGAAGAAGAAAAAUGCUGUGAUACCUCCGCAAAUGCUAUUGAGCUUUUCACAAGGAAGUUGGUUAUGUGGAUUUUUAGAUACUAUUCUCUUCAAAACGACAAACAACUUACUCUUCCUCAGUUAGAGUUAGCAUUUCCACUUUUAACUGCAAUGGAUAUGCAAGAACGCCGUCGUUUUCUGAGUGGGGCUUUAACUCGUUUUGCUGGAGGACUUUUAUCAUUUUAUGAUGAUCGUGUAAUCUCACUAAGGAAUAUCCCGAUUAGUGCAUGUGGUCUACUUUCAAUGGAAGAAGUUCAUGUUGUGACAUCUGUAGAACAGGCAUCUGUUGCAUUUAUUUUCAAGUGUCAGAUGCGACAUGAUGAAGUAUUGAAUGGAUUACAAACGAUUUUAGAUUGUUGGGGAAAACGUGGUUAUGCUUUUCCAUCUUCACUUAUUCGACAAGCUAUCGCUGUCCUCUUGUCACAUGUAAUAGGAACCUGCGCCUUGCUACAGAGUGCAUUAAAGGGUUGGGUGCGCCCCUUUGUUCUUCAUCAUCUACAAACAUUCAUGAGAACAUGUCACGGACCGAUAGCGACAAAACUUAGCACGUUAUUAAAAUCGAUAAAGACGCAGAAAACAUCUAAAGGAAUUUCAUUUAAGAUAUUGGUAGAUGAUAUUGUGAAUCAAGAGUUAUUUACUGCUGGAUCUCCAGCCUUAUGUGAUUUACAAAAACAUAAACAUCUAGAAAAGGAGGUGGAUAAUAUGAAGGAAGGGUUUGAAGUUACACCAGACGGUGGAUAUAUAUUUGACUCUGUGUUACCUGUUACCCAUAGUGUCUCGGGUUUGGCAUGGAAGAUUACUCGAGAUUCCUGUCGUUAUACGACUAUUUCGCUUCCAGAUGCACCGCCUACAUCAAAUGAUGAACUGAUUGGUACACCAGCGGACCUAAUCUUUUCUACUGCACUCUUUUCCGGUGGACGACUCCAUCUUUCGCAACCACUUUUUAAAUAUGCUGUAGAAGCUGAGCUGUGUUUGAGUUUGAACUUUGGAAAAGUAACUCAAUACGCAGCAGAAGAAGAAGAUGAUGUAUGGCAGAGUACGAGGAAAAGGAGGCGUGAGCGAAGAUUAUUAUAA